CAGCUGCCUCAUGCCUGCCGGAGUGCAUUCACUCGACAGCACGACCAGCGUCACGAAGUAAACAAGUUUUUCUUUCGAGGCUACGUAAGCAACUUUACGGAAAAGAAAUCCAUAUUUGAGUAAUAACUGGUAAAAAUUUGUGAAAAUUGUGUUCAGAAAUAUAACAACGCAUAAACUGACGUGAAUUUUAAUUCAGAAUAUUUAAUAGAGCAAGUGCGAAGGUUAAGUUUCAUCAUAAUGGACGCAACGAUGGAGAAUAAAAUGGGUUUACCACCACCAUACGAACAAAUGCCGCCGAAUCCAGCACCACCACCGUCAUAUUUUGGGAACAACCCUCCACAGCCCGUGGCACAUCCCCGUACCGUCGUCGUCACUCCCGGCUCAGAGAACAGAGCAGCGUCCAACGUUCCCACAAAAAUGGGCCCCGGCCCCACAGGCACUUCAUGUCCCACUUGUAACAAAUCCAUUGUAACAAGAGUCGAUUAUGUGCCAAACAAUCGAACACACAUCGUGUCCGCUGCACUGUGCGUUCUAGCUGGAUGUUGUUGCGGCUGCUUCGUUCCAUACUGUAUGAAAUCGUGCAAGACUGCAAAUCACUAUUGUCCUCAGUGUAAAGCCUUCAUAGGUUCCUAUCUUCCCUCUUAAUUAAUAAAUUAUUGCCUCAAAUAUGUGUAAGAUGUCCGCGGAUAUUUUAUCGACUCUUUAAUUUUAAAUAGAUAAGAAAAUAGAUAAGAAACUGUCUCAUUAAAAUACAAAAUUAAUAGCUAUAAUUAUGUACUAUGGAAUAUGUGUAUUUAUAGGACAUUCAGGUACGUAGCCGUAAAUGUAUAAAAAAAAACUUUUAAUAGGUAUGUCUAAUUGUCUACAUAGUACACUCUUUAAUUUUACUUUUUAAUUCCAUAACGUAUCUGUAAAUUUAUUGAAAAUAAUAUUUUAUGAAUGGAUUAAAUACUUAUUAAUUAUAA
Molecule: messenger RNA, 965 nt
Organism: Colias croceus (clouded yellow)
Lineage: Eukaryota; Metazoa; Arthropoda; Insecta; Lepidoptera; Pieridae
Product: lipopolysaccharide-induced tumor necrosis factor-alpha factor homolog
Exons: 3
Coding region: 238-645 (135 amino acids)
Molecular function (GO): zinc ion binding
Source: RefSeq, a predicted model, not a curated record